AUGUCGUCGACCCACACAGCCUCCGCGACUCAAGCGGAGCUAGAGUACCUGGUUUACUCUGUUCUUACCUGCCGUCGCCAGUUCAUCCACCUGGUCGGACAUCUCUUGGGCGAGCUACGAGCCUCCCGAGCCUCUCGAGCCAGCUCCGCGACCACAAUCUCCAUGGAUCUGCACGAACAUAUCGGAGGGGCUCUCCAGGCCUCGGCUGCCACCUCGUCACCCGGGGCGUAUCAUACCCCUCCAAAAUCUCCUUCCAAGCCUACCACUCUCCUCGACAUGAUCGCCGCCGAGACCUCCCCUGGGUGUAAGCGAAAGCGCUCCAUCACUCAUAUCGGAAGCAUCUCCAUCGCAUCCAUCACUCCUUCCGCAAAAUCUGCGCUCGAUAUUUCCUGCUCGACUAUAUAUAGCGGGACCUUGGCGAAGGGGGCCGGUGACGGAAGGAAGGUGGUCACGAGGAAGCGGAUCGGGCUGGGGCGGUUGUUUAAGGGGCUGGGGGUGCAGGGCGGGUGUGUAGAUGCGGAUGGGGCGAGCGAUGGGAGCGGGAGCGGGAGUGGGAAUGGGAGUCAGGAAGACGAGAAGAUGCAGGAUGAGUCGGACGAAGACUCUGAUAGUGAUGAUGACGAUCUGGUGGUGAUCAUCUCUGGUUAG
Molecule: messenger RNA, 648 nt
Organism: Dioszegia hungarica
Lineage: Eukaryota; Fungi; Basidiomycota; Tremellomycetes; Tremellales; Bulleribasidiaceae
Exons: 3
Coding region: 1-648 (215 amino acids)
Source: RefSeq, a predicted model, not a curated record